CAACUAUCUACCAGAACAACAAAUUCGGAAGCCCCUCGUACAACUUUGUUAUUGAACAACUGAACUGUUCUGGCAAAGAAAACGAUCUCCAAGAAUGUCAGUCCGAACCUUGGUCUGAGACGUCGAAUACGUGCAACUCCAGUAACAACGCUGUGGCAAUUAACUGCAGACCACACACGCCGACCAGAUUGCAAGGAAAUGAAACCACUAAGGGAACGGUUGAAGUCUAUUUUGACGGUUCAUGGUAUUUGAUGUGCGCAUACAACUUCAACUUCAGAGAGGCUGCCGUCGUUUGUAAUAAACUUGGAUAUAAAAUCGGGACACCUGAUAUACGUUCUGGAGUAUACGAAUCCGCUCUGAUCUAUGGUAUGACAUGCCAAGGAGAUGAGACGGACAUUUCUCAGUGCCAAUUCGGACACUACUUUGGGUCCUAUCCAUGGUCUCCUACAACGUGUUGGUAUAACAGUUAUUACGAAUAUGAUCGUCGUGCAGGAGUCAUAUGCAGUAAUAACCGUAUAAGACUCGUGAGCCAAGUGAACAAUUAUCAGGGACGAGUGGAGUUCCAGUACUACGGUGUUUGGGGAACUGUGUGCAACAAACACUUUGAUCAAGAAGAUGCGCGGGUCGUUUGCAGACUGGCUGGGAUCGAUAGUGCAGGGAACUUUACGCUUCACACAAAUGUUUACAAGUUUGGACAAGGGUCAGGUAACCUGAUUGUAGAGAACCUACACUGCAACGGAACUGAGGCAGAUAUCGACGAAUGUGCUUCGUAUCCGUGGAAAGAAAGUUCUGCCCAACCCCCUUGCAAUGCGCAUUUAUACGAUGUCGGAGUUAACUGUAGACCUGUUACUCCAAUGCGCCUAGUAGGUGGAACGAACUAUUCUGGAAGAGUUGAAAUUGAAUAUGAAGGCGCUUGGGGCACGAUCUGUGACAGAGGUUUCGAUAUAAAUGAUGCGAAAGUCAUUUGCAGAAUGAAAGGAUUCAAUACAGAGAGUAUUGAAAUACGUUUAAACGGAUUUUACGGAAACGGUAAUGGCAGAAUAUUUAUUUCGGAUCUCUUAUGUACUGGCGAUGAACCAGACAUUUCCGAAUGUAACGUGGGUCGUCGAUGGAACAAUACAAAUACCCUUUGCACUAACAUCAACGACGUAGCCGUCCAAUGCAACACACCCGUUCGAGUACGAGAUGGUCUAACAUUUUAUUCCGGAAUCGCCGAAGUUUAUAUCCAUGGUGGAUGGCGACGAAUAUGCAAAGACAAUUUUACGAUACAAGAUGCACUUACACUGUGUACUCUGGCCGGGAAAAGAGAUAAUUAUAAUGGGAACGUGACGAUUCAUAACCAGGAUUUCGUCAAUAUGCCGUUUGAAUAUACGCCUAUUGGAGAAUUUGGUUGCAAUGGCAAUGAAGAGGAUCUUUAUGAAUGCGGUUCGGGUCAAUGGCUGAAGUCAUCAACGGCGUGUCCUAGCGGAGAAAACGUUGCUCUCAAUUGUCGUGCUCAAACACCGGUUCGUUUGAUGGAAGGGCUACAAGAAGCAGCAGACAUAGAGCAAAACCCGAUUAAAGGAAGAGUUGAAGUGCAGUACAGACGAUACGAUCAAGAGCUGCAAAAGUAUCGCGAUGACCACUGGGGGACAAUAUGUGAUGAUGAGUUUGGUGAUGACGAUGCAUUGGUACUUUGUUCUAUGAUGGGAUACUCUGUUGGAAAGGUAUAUCGACCAUACGAAGCUUACGCUUUGUUUGGAAAUGAAACAAUUAUAUUGGACGACUUGCAAUGUCUCGGAGUUGAAGAAGAUGUGUCCGAGUGCAAAGCACGAGAGUGGGGUACUCAUGACUGCGUACAUGACGAAAACGUCGCAAUUUACUGCAAUUACCAGGAAAACAUUGACCCAUGUGACAAAGAAAACUACAAGAGGCUUCCAAAUUUAGAACUGCGAUUAGUAAAUUACAAAACAACUUCCAAGCCCAUAAACGAUAACAAAUUGUCGUUAAACUGGUACUUUGUUGGAAACAAUACGUUGCCUGACAAAGAACCGCCUUUUAACAGAUGUGCUACUGUGUUCCCGUUAUACAGCACGGAUCCGAUUCCUGUGCUUGGUGCUGGGGUUAAAUCACUGAAAGCUGAACAAUCGGGCAAUUCAAGUAUCACUUACGAUAUUCAAGCCAAGAAUUGCGGGAGUUACUUUGUGUACAGAUUAGGGCCAACAAAAACGAAGGACAGCGGUUAUUGCUUUGGUAUAGGCUCAGAAAUACCCCCACCAGCGUUUGUUGCCAGGAGUGUUAUCACGGUGCUUGAGAAUAAUAGUAACUCGGUUUGGUUCAGAUGCAAAUUCGACCCAGAUGCAGAACACAAUUUAACUUAUCAAGUUCAAUGGCAUGUUUCCGGAAAUUCAGAGCAUAUUUUAACAAAACAGUACUGUCAAAACACAAACAUGCAUCCUUGCUUUCUACCUGAGAAAGACUUUGCUGAUAUGCAUGUUGGCAUGGGAACGAACGUUUCAUGUGCUGUUCGUGCGUUCAACGAAGAGGGUGGGCAACCAGGACAGUUAUCGAUGUUUUCGGAAACAUUUUUUGUGGGUAUUAAGCUCCUUACACCGUACGUCUCCGUUCGAAGAGGUGAAAUAAAGUCGAUUGAAUUACAGUUCACCGUUCCGAUUUUCUGUAGAAACGAACUUGGAUGCAAAGCCACGCUUGAUUACUUUACUCCAGAUUACGGCACGAACUGUCCAGAUGUAGAGGGAGACUUUCCAUCCGGAUGUUCUCAAACAGUCGGGGCGCAACCGGUAGGGAAAAUAUUAAACGUUGAUGUUGGUGCAGCCGAAACUGGCCAAUACGGAGUUGCCGGAAAGUUCACGAUUUUCUUACAAAUGCACAAAAAUGAAAACGUUGCAUUUUUGGAUGUGCCGUAUAAACUGCCAGCAAUUGAGGUUGAAAUUCUACCUGAAGCCGACAGACAGUGGCAAGGAAAACUAUGCGGUGCACGAAACGACCCGCACAUGUACACUUUUGAUGGAAGAUCGUAUGAGCAUCACGCUGAAGAGGGCGAUUACAUUUUGUAUAAACAUACAAAAUAUGAAAAUAUCGAGGUCCAGCAUAGAAUAGCCAACUGCACAGAUGGUAAAAGUCAAGCUAAAUGUAACUGUGGCGUUGCCGUAAGGGCCGGACGUGACGUAUACGUCAUUAACGUUUGUAACGGAUACAUCGACAUUGGCUAUAGGCAGUGCUUGGAUAAAGCAUUGACGGUGAAAAAAGAAAACGACUAUACAUACACGAUCUAUCUACCAUAUGGAACUGCGGUCCGGACCCGCAUAGAUAGCGCUCCGUUUAUGGGCGAAGCCGGUGGAAGGGUAUUGGACAUUUCUGUAAACCCUUCAAACAAAGAUACCAACGGUAACAGUACAGGGUUAUGUGGAAGUCUGAACAAUGAUCAAUCAGAUGAUUUUGAGAAUCAAGACGCUUUUAUCAAUACGUGGAAGGUCAAGCUAAAUUCAUCCUUGUUUGCUAGCGAAAUGUACCAUAUGGAUCUAGAACCUUGGGUGUUUCCAACUUGCAGCUGCAAGAAGAACAAUAUUGGAAACAAUGACUAUACAUGUGACAGGAGUUUAACUGGAUGUACACGAGGAACUUUAACAGGAUAUCGCAGUUGCAAUGAAGUUACAAAUAGUCGACCCGUUCGUUCAGUAAGUGGAGAUGUUAAACAAAGACAUAUGCGAAUACCAGUGACACAUCAGCGCAGCAGCAACAAAUCUGUUUCUAAGAGGAGCACCAACACUUGGACUGUUGAAAAUGCCAGGCUUCAUUGUGAAACCCAAUUGGCUACGAUACAAACUCUUUGCAAAAAUAUUCCAAACACACACACAGAUGUAUCUGUAGAUAACUGUGCAUUGGAUAUAAUGCUUGCUAACUCCACUGAAUGGUUGUCCAUGUCAAGGCAGUCUAUGCUGGAAACCUGCCAUAAUGAAAUUCAUCGUAACAGUACUGUAAUUAGGCAUUUAAUUGAAAAAGCGGAGGGAAAUCACACGGCCGACAAUAACGGUACGACGAAAGAGGAACUCGAAAAUCUCCAGUUGCUACUACAGAUUGGUCAGGAAAUUGAGAAAAAGUUUUGCAUCAAUAAUUGUAAUGGUCGCGGACAAUGCACUAACGGUACGUGUACGUGUGAAUUGAACUAUGGCGCCAUAGAUUGUUCAAUUGAUUUGACCAAGCCACCGAAGAUUGCGUUAAGGAAUGACAGUCUCUGUGAUACGAAUAAAACAGACUGCUCUGAUAUUUUUGUCAAUGGCGGUGAAUUUUCAUCUUCGAACUUGACAUGCAGAUUGAAAUGGUUCACUGUUGACAUUAAUGGAAGUGUCAGCGAAGAUGAAACAGUAUUGGUUCCUGGUGAGGCCGAAACACUAGGAACGGCAAUUUGUCCUGCUAACAGAUUACGACAACGUAGAUCGAGUGCAAAUACGUUUGUCCGAGGACUUCGUGUUUCCAUCAGCAAUGAUGGAUAUAAUUUCAACGAAGAUCAACAGGGAUCUGUCUACAUUUACAAUUCUGAGUGCCAGCUGUAUUAUACUAAUUCUGAGACAGCAUUAAACCUAACAUUUGCGCUGAAAGAUGAAUACUGUUUUAUUGAAGACAAAUGUUACAUAUACGGUACACUAGAUGUAUCGAAAGCGUUUAUAUGUGACCCCGCAACUGAUAAGACAUCGUGGACUAUAUACGUUCCUCCGUUGGAUUGUAAAGACCCAGAAGCGUGUAAGAAAAUAUCCCACUCCGUAUGCGAGGUAAUUGCUAACGUUGCGAAUUGCAAUUGCAAAAGAGGCUACAAACUAGAGGAAGAUGAAUGCAAAAAAAUCGACAAUAUUAUCGAUGAUACUCCGGUCCCAGACGGCCAUGCCAGCUUGGUUGUGGAGAUAACUCUAGACUACGAAUUCCCGGCAAAUAUAAAUAUCGACUCGGCAUUCACCUACGAGCGGUAUAGAACGAUAUUGGUCAAAGAGCUUUCAAGCUUCUACAAAAAUGAACUGGGAAAUCGACUUGACAAAGUGCAAAUAAGAGACAUCAAGAAUGGCAGUCUCAUUGUUGAUCACCGUGUGAUAUUUGUUCAACGCGAACAUAUUCUAAGUGAUGUCACCAAAGCAGUAGUUAAACUGUUCCAAUCCAACAUCACAAUAAUGGAUAAGAAUGCUCGAAUCAUCAGUGUAUCCCUAGGGGAAGAUAAAGUUCCAAUUGACCACGGUUUAGACGCCAAAUGUCGCGCGUUUACAAGUGUAAAACCGUGUCAACACGACGAGGAAUGUAUUAUUGUUGAAGGUGUCCUUCGUUGCGUGUAA
This is a messenger RNA of Dreissena polymorpha, 5318 nucleotides long. RefSeq lists its product as uncharacterized. The transcript has 32 exons. Lineage: Eukaryota; Metazoa; Mollusca; Bivalvia; Myida; Dreissenidae. Gene Ontology annotation, cellular component: membrane. Bases 252 to 5318 code for a protein of 1688 amino acids. The record is from RefSeq and is a predicted model, not a curated record.